Messenger RNA from Sodiomyces alkalinus F11, 1131 nucleotides. RefSeq lists its product as hypothetical. The record is from RefSeq and is a predicted model, not a curated record. Bases 90 to 722 code for a protein of 210 amino acids. The transcript has 2 exons. NCBI's taxonomy places the organism in Eukaryota, Fungi, Ascomycota, Sordariomycetes, Glomerellales, Plectosphaerellaceae.
AUGCUCAUCUCUACCCAAACUAUCCUCGUAGACGGAAAAAUACGAGGCUUGUAUUGGUUUUGCGGCCAGAGAGUAGCCCUGUGGCCUGCAUGGGAAAGGAACGGCUCAUGGGACGUCUCCCCGGCUCGGCAUUCGUGUGUUGGUGCCACAGAGGCCGGUUUCUAAUUCCUCCCUAUAAAACACAUGGUUGCAACGUGAGCACGCGCCGAGAACUUCAAUUCAAAUCUCGACAAAUACAAUACCGUCGACAGCAUCGUGCGGAACUUGCGCCUACUAACAAGCCCAAAGUGAAAUAUUGCGUCCAAAGGAAAGAAAAAGAAAGAAAAAAAAAUGACGGUGUGGCCAUAGCAACGGGCGCCGCUGGUUUGGACGGAACCUGCUCCAGGUUCUCCGGCGGCCUUUCGAGAGGACGAGUUCGUCUCGCUCUGGUACGAAAUAUACGCUUUAGUGUUCAAGCUCAACUUCUAGGGACGCGAGGACGUGGUGUUUCCGUCGGCAGAUACGGGGAGGCACGCGAAUCUGGAUCGUCAACGUCUCCUCGUCGAGAUAGAGAUAAGCCCCGAAGCCGUCUCCCUCGUCGAGCGGCUACCCUAUCCCCGAAACGGGAGCUACCGACGCAUACGCAUCCACUACGAAGCCGACACCAUAAACUACCUGGACGAGUUCGACAUCAAGGACUAUCGCGACCCGCACGACAUAGCAUAAUACUCUACCCAGGCUAGCAGCAUGAACGGCCGUAGCUACCUGCUGCCACAGGAUAUCGCCCUUGCUCGUCCUGAUGAGAGCGAUGGCAUCGCUUGGAUCCUGGACCUCAAGUAUAGUACGUCUAGGCGGCCCACCCCCGGAUUCUUUUUUUCUCUGUCAUUUUGGUGGCUAUAUAUAUUCUAUACUGCUGCUUCUAAAGGCAUUCGAUCCUGUCCUGUCCUGUCCUGACCGAGCCGUCCCCGCUAGACGCCUUCCGAUUUAUCCGCGGUUGUACUGAAGCACCCGGGAGAGGCCUUGACGGUGUCCCGUUCGAUUUCCCUGUCCAGAGGCCUGAUAACCCGGAUCACUAUAGAAACUGGCCGACGUACCACGCGCCAACCGUCCUGAGAGUAUAGGUUCAGGCCCUCCUGAGUCUCGAGAUAGUCC